CGCAAAUCACAAGUGCUGUAUUUGGGUAGUUUCUAGAGGACCUCCGUGGGAGAGAAAGAAAAACACAAGUCUGUGAGGUACAGAAGAACCCUAGAAAUGGCGAUGUCUUUUGCCCGGUGGAUCGUAGACCCGAAGAAGAACCCUCUGGCUGCCAUGCACAGGAAAUCUCUCGAUUCUCGCCUCCGGAAAUACGGGUUGAGAUACGAUGAUUUGUACGAUCCGAUGUACGAUCUGGACAUCAAGGAAGCCAUGAAUAGGCUGCCAAGGGAAAUUGUUGAUGCCCGGAACCAGCGCCUCAAACGCGCCAUGGACCUCUCCAUGAAGCAUCAGUAUCUCCCCGAUGAUCUUCAGGCAAUGCAGACACCUUUCAGAAGCUAUCUUCAGGAAAUGUUGGCUCUUGUGAAAAGGGAGAGUGCAGAACGCCAGGCUCUGGGGGCUCUACCGCUCUAUCAGCGCACGCUUCCUUGAGGGUUUGGUGAAGCUUAAACACGGUUCAGAUUUGGUAUCUUCUAAGGCCAUGUGUUAUGGGGGGACUUGCCAGGGUGUAAAGAUGUAUGAUGUGGAGUGAUGAAAAAUAUGUGUUAUGGUCAGUGUGAAGGAAUGUGAUGUAGUAAGAAUUUGUAUAAAAUUUUGAUUGAUUAAAAUUAGAAGGAAAAGAAAAGUUGGGGGCAAUG
Messenger RNA from Cuscuta campestris, 674 nucleotides. NCBI's taxonomy places the organism in Eukaryota, Viridiplantae, Streptophyta, Magnoliopsida, Solanales, Convolvulaceae. The record is from the annotation of a GenBank genome assembly.